UUGGACAACAGCAGCGCAACGACGGAGCAAACUCGGACAGGUUCCUCACUCCACUGAUUGUACCUCGUUCGACCUAUAAAUUGAUGCCGACAAUAUGCGAGCACGCCAGUAAGCACCAGUGCAGUUGUGAUACUGAACACGUACAGCGUACAUCAGUCACGGCGAUGUCUGUUGCACCGGCUGUGUUCACAGCGUUGGCUUUGGCCCUAUUCUGCACCUCCUUCGAUGCGGUUCGAGCUGCUUGCAUCCUUGAACGUAGCGUGACGACGUCCCCCAGCGAACAUGACGCCUAUAGUUGCGUACGUAGCCAGGACUUCCAGACAGAUCUCGACAGGUUGCCUGUUAACGUCACCAAACUUGUGAACGUUUCGUUCCGAGAUAGCAAAGUACCGAAGAUUGAAAAGGAUUCUUUUCAAAAGCUUGGAACCAAAGCUCUCGGUAUCAGCAUUGUACACUGUGGACUCGAAACUGUGCACGAGGAAGCUUUCAAAGGGCUUACGGAAGUGAAGGCGCUCAUACUACGUCGGAAUCAGCUGACUGAGGUAAAAAAGUCCUGGUUCACGGAUCUUGCAAAAUUAGAGAGCCUUGACUUCAGUGGUAACAAAAUUCGCGAAUUUGACACUACCAUCUUCGAUCAAAUCCCACUUAUUGUGGAGUUCGAGAUUUCCGAAAACCUACUCACCAAAUUCGACGUGGAGGCUAUGAAAGCCAAAUGGCCGAAGCUUAAAAAAGUUGGUCUUCAAUGGAACCCCUACGACUGGAGUGACGGAGUCAAAGUCAUCGAUUAUGCUAAUGCUUAUCCGAGCAUUGUCAAAAAUUCCUAUUCGUCGAUAGAUGGAAUUCGUGAGACCAUUAAAUUGGUCAAAGAGUGCCAAGGUAGUAUUGUGAAGAAGGACGACCCAACUGAACUGGAUGAUUGCGUGCAGACUAAAUUAACUAAAUCCAUCGAAUAUCCGAAAAUGCUAGAAGGCGAGAAGCCUACUGAUCCAGUUUCUACGUAACGUCCAAUUACUCCACAUUUAACGGUUAUUGUACACUAGAUAUUUCGACAAGUGCUUUGACACCUAUAAUAUAAUUUAGGUAAUGAAGAUGUGUAUUGGAUUUGAAUAAAGACGAAUAAAGUUGCUUCAAUUUUAUUUUUAAGUAAUUGA
Messenger RNA from Phymastichus coffea, 1151 nucleotides. RefSeq lists its product as uncharacterized. Gene Ontology annotation, molecular function: protein binding. Bases 84 to 1001 code for a protein of 305 amino acids. The record is from RefSeq and is a predicted model, not a curated record. Lineage: Eukaryota; Metazoa; Arthropoda; Insecta; Hymenoptera; Eulophidae. The transcript has 3 exons.